CAGUAUUCUUCUCAUCUACUACCACAUUAUUUGACGAUGCCCUUAAGGAAUUACGAGAAUUAGUUAAGAUCACGCUUAAAGAACAGGGUUUUACUGGCAUUCUCAACACCACUACUUCUACUUUCAAUAAAAAUGAUUUGCGAACGCUAAAAGUGAGCUUCAAGCCAGCUCUCAAAUGCGACGUCCUCCCUUGUGAUGCAGAAGAAAUUUUGGACAAUCAGGCCAAAGUAUUCUUAACCGAUUUACAUGAAGUUAUUAAGAAUUUAAGUAAUGAUGAAGGCACAGAAGAAGCUGUGACUGACACGCUGAUAACAAAUCUGCUAGUUCAUGUUGCUGGCAUGCAUUACCAUCCCUUGAGAGUUAG
Molecule: messenger RNA, 364 nt
Organism: Scutellospora calospora
Lineage: Eukaryota; Fungi; Glomeromycota; Glomeromycetes; Diversisporales; Gigasporaceae
Source: the annotation of a GenBank genome assembly